Danaus chrysippus (African queen) is the source of this 1608-nucleotide messenger RNA. The record is from the annotation of a GenBank genome assembly. Lineage: Eukaryota; Metazoa; Arthropoda; Insecta; Lepidoptera; Nymphalidae.
AUGUUUCUAAGAUUCGAACCAACCAAAUCUACGAAAGGCGCGAGUAAGAUGCGUCGUGAUCUCAUCAACGCUGAGAUAUCCAACCUCCGUGAUCUGCUGCCUCUACCACCUUCAACGAGACAGAGACUAUCACAACUACAACUGAUGGCACUCGUCUGUGUGUAUGUUAGGAAAAUGAAUUACUUCCAACAAGUGUUCAAGAGUCACGACUUUAGUUAUCAGUACCAAGAGCAACCUACUCCUACACCAAAUAUCGGAUUUUCAAAGGCAAUGAAUGGUUUUAUGAUGAUGAUGACACAGAAUGGAAAACUCUUGUAUAUAUCAGAGAACGCUGCGGAAUAUUUAGGACAUUCUAUGGAAGAUCUUUUGAUUCAUGGAGAUAGCGUUUACGACAUCAUCGACAGACAAGAUCACCAGAUGGUUCAACUUGAAUUGAAUAGAACUAGCAACGGUGAGACUGAAAAUGUACCAAAGAAUAGACAUUUCUUCUGCAGAAUGAACGUCUCAAGAAAUGCAAGACGGCAAAUGAGAUUUGGUGACCAAAAAGUAGUUUUAGUUCAAGGGCAUUACGUGUCAUAUUUGCCGCUCUGUAGCCGCAAUGAACCUGUUUUCCUAGCUUCGUGUACACCUCUGGCUAUGCCUGAAACAAGGGAAUGUAUAGUUCAUGGAGCCACGAAUGUAUUCACUACCAUACAUUCCAUGGAUAUGAAGAUAUUACAUAUAGAUACCAAUGGUGAAUGGUACUUAGGAUGGAAGAAAACUGAUCUGAUAGACGUGUCGUGGUAUCAAAUACUACAUUGGGAUAGUUUAAGAGAAGCUCAAACCAAACAUAGAUUAAUUACCCAAUCGGAGCAAGAUAAAUGUUGCAUCCUCUUAGUAAAACUGCAACAAAGAAGCGGUUCGUUCCUAUGGAUACAUAUGGUUUUGCAAGUCAAAGAGGCUGCGGAUGCUCCUAGGCAGUUCAUUGUAGCUACUAACCAAGUAUUAAGUGAAGAAGAAGCAUCAAUAAUGGUGUCCAAUUCAUGGUUGUAUCAAUACUAUGGAUACCAGAACCAGAAUUGUGGGAUGCUCGACCCCAGAUGUCAAAAGUUCUUUAGACGAGAACCAUAUUACCCUGACCCCUAUCCAGAAUACCAAUAUAUAGAAAACGAAGUCGAUUACACUGGUUACCACAUAACGCCGUAUGUUUGUCAAAAAGCUGACGACUAUGGCUGUGAAAGAAUAUACACUGAUAGAGGUCCAGUAGAUUAUUCAACACAUUCUCCGCAAUCUACAAUAAGUGAAGAAAGAUCUCCUUUACAUUACGAAACAGGUGAUAUCGUUGUGAAUAGUAACAUGUAUAUGUGCAGUAAGAGAGAAUAUUAUGACCAAUAUGCACAAGUUCACUAUACACAAGAAGCUUGUGGUAGUGGAAAUAUUGAAGGAAUCGAAUACCCAGCCGCUAAAAGAAUGAGACUAACAACGCCUCUGAACAUAGAGGGCGCUGAUGGCAUAGAUAGAUGGAACCCCAGCCCUCCCUGGUCUGAUACUCUCAAAUUGACAGAUUACACACAAAGAUUUACAUACAAUAUGCUACCGGCGCCUGUGGAAAGAACUCUUGUCACUUAA